This is a messenger RNA of Fonsecaea nubica, 441 nucleotides long. RefSeq lists its product as hypothetical. Lineage: Eukaryota; Fungi; Ascomycota; Eurotiomycetes; Chaetothyriales; Herpotrichiellaceae. The transcript has 3 exons. The coding region runs from base 1 to 441 and encodes 146 amino acids. The record is from RefSeq and is a predicted model, not a curated record.
AUGAGAUCCCUCUAUUUCUCGCUUUGCACCUUCGUGCUCAGCCUGAUAAGUUCUGCACCAUUCUCUGCCGCCGAAAAUGGAAUCCUCUUCAAUGUCACCGACGCGCUCACCGGCGAGAAUUCACCACGGAAACUGGGUGAUCGAGCCGUCAACGGUAUCUACAUCUGCCAAUAUCCGCACUGGGGAGGCACUUGUUUCUGGACACCCAUUAGCUCCUCCUCCUACAAUCAAUGUGGCAUCGUCACAUCACACGGCGGUUGGGCGUCAAUUGGACCCGACAAGGAUGUUAAGGUCGAUCUUUACCGGGAUACCGCGUGCCAACAACCGUUCUGGAAAGGCCUGGUCAAUCCAGGCUCCGACAACGUCCCUGCACAGGUUGCGGCUCGAGGCCUUCCCCCCGUGACAGGGGAUGUGUUUGGCGCAGUUUUUAGAGCGCUAUGA